Euleptes europaea (tarantolino) is the source of this 759-nucleotide messenger RNA. Its product is annotated as trypsin-like. Gene Ontology annotation, molecular function: serine-type endopeptidase activity. The transcript is spliced from 5 exons. Gene Ontology annotation, biological process: proteolysis. NCBI's taxonomy places the organism in Eukaryota, Metazoa, Chordata, Lepidosauria, Squamata, Sphaerodactylidae. The coding region runs from base 1 to 759 and encodes 252 amino acids. The record is from RefSeq and is a predicted model, not a curated record.
AUGACGCUUCCUAUUUUCAGGGAGUUGCUAACUGUCCUGCUGUUCCUGCUGUCUGCUGCCUCUGCAGAAGACGUGCGGAUAUCUGGCGGGAAGCCAUGUACCCCCCAUUCACAGCCAUGGCAGGCGGCUCUUUUUUCUGGCUUUUCCAUGAAAUGUGGCGGGACCUUGAUCCACAAGUCCUGGGUACUGAGUGCUGCCCAUUGUAAAAUGAAAAAGCCAUUUUUCAUUCGCCUCGGAGAGCACAACCUCAAGCGGGUGGACUGGUCUGAGCAGCUCAAAAUCGCCUCCAAAGUCAUCAUCCAUCCUGGCUACAACCCGCAAACGAAGAACAAUGACAUCAUGCUGGUUAAGCUUCUGCUUCCGGCGUGUAUCAAGGACAAAGUCCAAACCCUUCCCUUGCCCACCAGUUGCCCGGUGCCUGGGACGGAAUGCCUUGUGUCUGGAUGGGGCACGACAACGAGCCCGCAAGUAAAUCUUCCCAACGACUUGCACUGUACAAACAUCUCCAUCAUCGAUCAUCAGGUCUGCCAGUCCAUCUACCCUAAUUACAUCACUGAGAACAUGGUAUGCGCCGGAAGGUUGGAAGGUGGUGCAGAUUCUUGUCAGGGUGACUCGGGUGGUCCCCUUGUCUGCGAUGGGAAACUGCAAGGGAUCGUGUCCUGGGGUCCUGAAAUAUGUGCACAACCAAAUAGUCCUGGAGUCUAUGUUAACGUCUGCAAAUACGUGGAUUGGAUCCAAGAAACUAUCCGAAACAAUUGA